Molecule: messenger RNA, 3376 nt
Organism: Nylanderia fulva
Lineage: Eukaryota; Metazoa; Arthropoda; Insecta; Hymenoptera; Formicidae
Product: unc-112-related protein
Biological process (GO): cell-matrix adhesion; integrin-mediated signaling pathway
Cellular component (GO): cell-substrate junction
Molecular function (GO): integrin binding
Source: RefSeq, a predicted model, not a curated record
CAUUCGGGUCCGAGCGAGCGAAGGUGGAAGGUCGCGCGAAUUUCGCUCCGCCGCGCCGUUUACGCGAUUACGCGAGUGUGUGCGAAUGUGUAUGAGCGCGUGCGCGCGCGCCCAGGAAAGGCGAAUCGAGGGAAGGUAAACGGCAGUGGUGCGUUCAAUUGCGUGUGACACGGUGUCGGUUAUUGCCGGACGUCGAAUAUUACGUUGCGCGUGUUUACAAGAUCUUUGAGUAUCGGAACGCGCGUUUCGCGAUCGAAAAUCGAAGAGUAUCUGUCAACUGUGAGAUCGAGUGACAACUGUUUUCUUCUCUCUUUGCAUAUUGUACAUUUGAAACCAGAAGAAAACAGAAGAUUGCAGCAUGUAUUCCGACGGCCACGAAGUAGACGGUAGCUGGGUGCUGCGCGUUUUCGUCACGGAUCUGCAGGUCGAAAGGAGUUUACGUGUCAAGGGAGAGCUGCAUAUCGGCGGUGUCAUGCUGCGUCUCGUGGAAGAUCUCGACAUCGCAAUGGACUGGUCGGAUCAUGCACUUUGGUGGCCGGCUCGAAAUCAUUGGUUGACCAGAACUCGCAGCACGCUGGACCAAUACGGCGUAGCAGCGGAUGCAUUAUUGCAUUUCACGCCGAUGCAUAAAACUCUAAGGGUACAGUUGCCGGAUAUGCGCUGCCUCGAUUGUCGAGUUGAUUUUUCGGUCAAGACGUUCAACGCGGUCAUUAAUUUGUGCAAGGAACUCGGUAUUAGACAUCCGGAGGAGCUUUCGUUCUGCAAGCCGCUCGAGCCGAAUCACUUGAAAUACAAUUUGAAGGACUUGCCGGCUAAGAAGAAGAUCGAGAAUCAGAAGAACGGUCACUGGAACGUGCCGGCCGACACGAAUACCUUCAUUCCAGUUAGCCAGAGUCCCAGAGGAUCUACGGGAAGCUUGGAUCAAUCCAGUCCAUUUAUGUGCGCGCCAGUCACAUCCAACAACAGAAAUCACAGCACACCGAUCAGCUCUCCCGUCUCCCAUACCGGAACAUGGAAGAGGAACAAUAAUUCUUCCGGUUUCGGUAGCACGGGCUCCUUCAACGCCAACAACAGCACUAUGAGUCUCGAGGCAUUAAACGGCGGAUUGUCAGAAUCUUUGGCGCAGAGUCCGACGUCAAUUUCACCAGAAACGCGAACAAAGUUGAUCAGGCCAAAGAGUCUGAUCGAGAGGGCAAGAAUGAACGUCGCCUGGCUGGACUCCUCUCUAUCGAUUAUGGAACAGGGUAUCCGCGAAUUUGACACGCUCAGGCUAAAGUUUAAAUUCUAUUCCUUUUAUGACUUGAAUCCCAAGACCGACGCGGUCCGCAUCAACAUGAUUUACGAACAGGCUAAGUGGCAAUUGCUCGCAGAGGAGAUUGAUUGCACCGAAGAAGAAAUGCUGAUGUUUGCAGCACUGCAGGUACAAGUUAAUCUUCAGGCGAGCGUGCCGCAGCCCACGUACGAUAGCAACGGGGCGACCUCACCCGUCGAAGAUGACAUUGACGCGGCCCUGACGGAUCUACAAGUGACUUUGGAAGGUAGCAAUAUCAGUAACGGGCCCAGUGACAUCACGCAGGUGCCUGAGCUUUGCGACGAGCUACGGUUCUUCAAGCCGAAGCGUUUCACGCUAAAGGCCUUCAAACGUUAUUGGUUCACGUGCCGUGAUCUUCAGCUGAGACUCUACAAGAACAGGGAGGAGGCGAGCGGUUCGGAAUCACCGGUCUACGUGAUCAAUUUGCGCGGCUGCGAGGUCACCCCGGAUGUACAUCUGUCGCAAGGACGCUACGGUAUCAGGCUUGAGGUGCCCAGUGCCGAAGGCAUGACUGAGAUGUGGAUCAGAUGUGAUAACGAACAACAAUACGCAAAGUGGAUGGCUGCGUGCAGAUUAGCGGCCAAGGGACGUACUCUCGCUGACGCUUCCUACGAAAGCGAGGUCAACAGUAUCACAGCUUUUCUACAACUGCAGAGGCCUGCACCCGCACCGGCCAUCAAUCCGAAUGCUUUGGAUAUCAUACCAGAGGACUACGUCGCGUCCCGAUUUGCAAAGAAAUUCAAAGGAAAAUUGGUUCAAAGGAUCUUGGAAGCGCACGCAAACGUCAAAGACCUAUCUCUUAUUGAAGCAAAGCUGAAUUACAUUAAGGCUUGGCAAUCCCUUCCGGAAUAUGGUAUUUCGCUCUUUGUCGUGCGAUUUACUGGCAAGAACAAAGAUGAAUUACUGGGUAUUGCCAAUAACAGAUUAAUGCGAAUGGAGCUUCACAGUGGUGAUCAUUUGAAAACUUGGAGGUAUAAUACUAUGAAGGCGUGGAACGUUAACUGGGAAGUAAAGCACAUGAUGGUGCAAUUCGAAGAAGAGAAUAUAAUUUUCGAAUGUCAGUCGGCAGAUUGCAAAGUCGUUCACGAAUUUAUAGGAGGGUAUAUUUUCUUGUCGAUGCGUUCGAAGGAAGCAAAUCAGACGUUGAAUGAGGAGAUGUUCCACAAACUGACUGGUGGAUGGGUUUAAUCUAAUGUAUGUGAGAGAAAAAAUUAUAAUAGAUUUUAACAUAUUCUAAAAAGCGAUAAUACAAUACGUUUUGCCGGUUUAUCUACAUGCGUCGCGUUCUGUUCAAACGUCUGCACGCUAUCUGACAUUUGUAAAAAUAUUUAAAUCUGAUCAUAGUUAUAUAUAUAUAUAUAUAUAUAUAUAUAUAUAUAUAUAUAUAUCACAUUUUAACGCUAUAUGAUGUAAAUAGAAUAUUGUAUUCCCUUUGCGCGCAAACGAAAGAGUUUUAAGAGAUUAUAGCUAUUUUUAUUUUUGACAGAAGCCUAUUUUAAAGUUUAUUUACUGCUCCUUGAUCGAAGCAUCUUAAUUUUACAAAGUACCAUAUAUUAACAAUUAUUGAAAUCAUAGUCUUCUUUAAAAAGAAAAAGACAAUCUAUAAUGAUUUUAUACAACAAAUAGUCUGCAAAGCUCUAUUUUAACAAAGACAAAUUAUACUUUUAUACGAAACUUUUUUCUACUUGUGAAAAAUCUGCCAUUGUGAAUGAAUAGUAUUGGAUGAACGAAUAUAGGUAUGUAUAGUCAAUAAUCUAAUACGCAUAAAUGAGAAAACCUGCGAAACAUCAUGAUAUAUUAAAAUAACACUUUGCACAACAAAGAAAUGUAUUAAUUUUUAUUUAAUCAAAAAAUUAUUUUUAAUUAGUAGAUUUCUUUAUAUCGCAUAAUAUUUAAACGAACGAUUAUAAUCCUUUCUCUCUCUUUCAUAUAAUGCGUGUGUUUGUGUUCUUUUCAAAUGUCAAGGUGCUACAUCGAACGAGAGUUCGACUUUACAACGCAAGAGAUAGUGUGUGUAUAAAUUAUUUGUUAUUUUAAUGUAAAUUAGAUGUAGAAAAAUAUAUG